AUGGUUGGAAAUAACGUAUGGUCGCAUGCUGACCAAAGUUCGGAUCCUAGCAUGGGAUACCCCAAGAUCCUUAAAGCUGAUCCUGCGUACUAUUAUGACUACUGCGUCAAGGAGUUCGAAGAAGGGAAGCUGCAGUGGCAGUUGACUAUGAGGCCGCUCGAAUGCAGGAAUUCCAAUUUCGGUGGAAAAUCGUCUGACUCAUAUGUGGUGCUACGAGGUGUACCACACGUUGCUUGGUAUCUCUAUGGCACGUACGACACUUUGGAAGACUGUCAAACUGAUACCAAUUUUGAUGGAGAUCUUUAUUUCCAAGUUCAGUCGGACUGCAAUUCGAGACAGGGAAGUUGGGCGUGUAUGAUUUUGGGCGCAUGCACUGUCGAAGUGGAGGCCACGGGUUCAUCAGGGUAUCAUUGGAUUGCGUAUUUGGUUAUCACUCUU
This is a messenger RNA of Perkinsus marinus ATCC 50983, 438 nucleotides long. RefSeq lists its product as hypothetical. The transcript is spliced from 4 exons. The record is from RefSeq and is a predicted model, not a curated record. The annotation marks the transcript as partial. Lineage: Eukaryota; Perkinsozoa; Perkinsida; Perkinsidae.